AUGGCACAAUGUCUUCACAAGAAUCAUAUUCUGUUUCAUGUUUAUGAGGCAGAUCCAAAUCUGACUGCCCGCCGUCAAGGAUAUCGCAUUCGCAUCGCUGACGAAGGCAUCGAAGCUUUCAGGCGAUUCCUCUUACCAGAAAAGUAUCACGCCUUGAAGGCGUCCUGCAACACCAUCACCCCGCAUUCUAGCGUCCCCAAUGCGGUGCUGAACGCCAUGACUGGAGAUUCGACAUCCCAUUUGUUCAAGCCAGGGGCGAGUACUCCGAUUCCACCUCGUCCCAAGUUCAAACCUCUAAGUGCAGAUCGUGGCGUGUUGCGACAAAAUCUCUUAGACGGCAUCGAAGACUGCGUCACGUUUGGUCGGGAGUAUCGUUAUUUUACCGAAAGUAAAGACAAGAUUUCUGUGCACUUUGUAGAUGGGCCUGAUGUUGAAGGUUGUCUCUUAAUUGGGGCGGAUGGCGUUUGGUCUCGAGUCCGUCAAAAGUUGCUGCCUUCCUACGAACUCCUUGAAACGGAAGCACGUCUGAUAUUUGGAAAAACAUCCGUCACGGAUGCCUUCUCUAAAAAGUUCUCAAAAUCUGCCUCCGAAGGCCUGACGCUUGUACAAGGCGACACCACGAAGUGUCUGCUUGAGCCAAUGCGCUUCAGCAAAGAGAUUGCAGCUUUGCCAGAAGAUUACGUCUACUGGGUUAUGUUCUUGCGUUGCGAUUCUGAGGCUGUCCCUGCGGAUAUACUAUCACAACCCUUGGAGGAGAUAAAGACUCUUGUUCAGCACCUCACAAAAGACUGGCAUCCGUCACUGGCGUGUGUUUUCGAAACCAGCGAAACUGAAAUUUCAGCUUUCCGAGUUCUUUCAGCAAGCCCAGACAUCCCUAGUUGGGGAGCUGAGGCGCCCAUCACACGAGCCACUCUUCUUGGCGAUGCAGCCCAUGUAAUGAGUCCUACAGCUGCUUUGGGUGCUACAACAGCCAUUCGUGACGCAGCCGUGAUUAUGGAUGCUAUUGAGCAGCACGGACUCAAUUCCAAGGCCCUGAGAUCCUAUGAAGAUCAUAUGCGGGCUUACGCUAAGGAAUCGCUGGAAAAGAGUUUGGUUGGUGGAAAGGCUAUGUUUGGGAUGCGUGUUUUCGAAGACCUUCCCAAGGUAAGAGUCCAGUCUAACAAUGAAAGAGUAGCAUGA
This is a messenger RNA of Fusarium mangiferae, 1179 nucleotides long. RefSeq lists its product as uncharacterized. The record is from RefSeq and is a predicted model, not a curated record. The transcript has a single exon. The coding region runs from base 1 to 1179 and encodes 392 amino acids. Gene Ontology annotation, molecular function: FAD binding. NCBI's taxonomy places the organism in Eukaryota, Fungi, Ascomycota, Sordariomycetes, Hypocreales, Nectriaceae.